AUGAAUAAGAAAAUAAUUGGACAUUAUGAAAUAAUGAUAGUCUCUAUGUAUUUUAAUGAUAUUAAUGAUUUUAUUAAUUUAGAAUUGGCUGUAAAAAGGUUUAAAGGAAAUAUGGAAAGAUUUCAUUUUAAUCCAAUUUCAUUAACAACAAAAACCCUGAAAUAUUUCCCUUCAUUAGAAACUUUACAUUUAUAUAAUAGAAAUGAUAAAGAAUUACAUAAUAAACAAAUAAUUAAAUAUAUAAUAUGGUAUAAAGUAUCAUAUACAUAUUAUAUGAAACAUAAAUCUAAUACUUUAAAGGAAUUUAAAAAUAUAACAUUUAACGAAGAUGACGUCACUAAUUUUGGAUAUGAAAUUCCAAAACAAAUAAAAAUUGUUAAGAAAAAUUGUUUUAUAAAUAAUCAUUCAUUCAAAGAAAUAACUAUUCCACCAUCUGUUCUUUCUAUUCACCGUUCUUGUUUAUGGGUUUGUAAACAAUUACGAUCAUUAAAAAUAUCACAACAAGAUUACGUCAUAUUCUCUAAUCAUCUUUUCUUUAAUUUUUAUAAUCUUUGUUCAUUGGAAUUACCUAAUUCUAUAGUAAAAAUAAAUAAUAAAAAAAUUCCAUCAAUACAAAAUAAUCAAAUAUUUAAUAUUCCAACAACUGUUACUUCAUUAAAUGACUAUUGUUUUUCUGAAUGUUCAUCAUUAUUAUCAAUUCAAAUUCCUUCUUCAGUUAUACUUAUUGGAAAUUGUGCAUUUAAAAAAUGUUAUUUUCUUCAAGUAAUUCAACUCCCAAUUGACAUACUUACAUUACCAAAAUCUUGUUUUGCAUUAUGUACUUCUCUUCAAACAAUUAUACUCCCAAAUUCUUUAAAAUGUUUAAGAAAUAAAUGUUUUGUUAAUUGUUAUUCUCUCCAUUCAAUUACUAUUCCAAACUCAGUUAGUCAAAUUGGGUCACAUUGUUUUGAAGGUUGUAGGUCAUUAUCAUCAGUAAUACUAUCAACUUCUUUAUCUUCAAUUAGUUCUAAUUGCUUUAAUUUUUGUUCAUCUCUUCGUUCUAUAACAUUACACUCCUCAAUACUUUCAAUAGAAACAUAUUCUUUUAAAAAUUGUUAUUCUCUAACAACAGUUCAAAUUAAUUCACCAUUAUGUUCAAUAGAUCCAACAUCAUUUGAAGGAUGUAUUAAUUUACAUGAAAUUUAA
Molecule: messenger RNA, 1185 nt
Organism: Entamoeba histolytica HM-1:IMSS
Lineage: Eukaryota; Evosea; Mastigamoebida; Endamoebidae
Exons: 1
Coding region: 1-1185 (394 amino acids)
Source: RefSeq, a predicted model, not a curated record